ACAUUAUAUUCCACACCAAGAAGUGGUAAAAAUAAGCAACGAGAGCAGAGUGACCGAGUUUAUCCUAAUGGGAUUUCCCCUCAGCCGCCAGAUGGAAAUCUUCCUCUUUGUCCUCUUCCUCAUGUUCUACCUGGUCACCCUCUCAGGCAACCUAGUCAUCAUCACCAUCACCUUGGCCGACUACCAGCUCCGAACCCCCAUGUAUUUCUUCCUGUGGAACUUCUCCUUCAUGGAGAUCUGGUUCACUUCAGUCACGGUGCCCAAGCUCCUCUCCAGUUUGCUCUUUGGGAGCAGGAUCAUCUCCUUCACCAGCUGCAUGAUACAAAGCUUCUUCUACUUCUUUCUGGUGGUGACGGAGUUCCUCCUUCUGGCCGUCAUGUCCUUUGACCGUUAUGUUGCCAUCUGUAACCCAUUGAGAUACACAGUCAUCAUGAACAGUCACGUCUGCUUCGUGCUGGUCUUUGGGGCCUGGACUGGGGCCUUCUUGUAUAUCCUUGGACCACUCAGUGCUGUCGCCGAGGUACCCUACUGUGGCCCCAAUGUGGUCAACCACUUCUUCUGUGACCUUACAGCACUGGUUAAGUUAUCCUGCAAGGACACCCAUGUCCUGGAGUCAGCCAUUUUCAUCAUGGCGUCAGUGCUUAUCCUGAACUCCUUGGUGGUGACUGCAGUGUCCUACACGUACAUCAUCACCACGGUGCUCAGGACCCCCAUGGCUCAGGGCAGGCAAAAGGCCUUCUCCACCUGCACCUCUCACAUCACAGUGGUGAGCAUCGUCUACAGCACCCACAUCUUCAUGCAUGUCCGUCCCAUUGAAAGCAGCUCCUUGGAGCUCAACAAGGUGGUGGCCUUGCUGACCUCCGUGGUGACACCAUCCCUCAACCCCUUCAUCUACACCCUCAGGAACAAGCAGGUCAAACAAGCCCUGAAGGAGGCCGUAGCCCAGAACAAGGUCUUCCUGUUCUACAAAAAGUUUAUCCCCUAA
Molecule: messenger RNA, 985 nt
Organism: Terrapene triunguis (Three-toed box turtle)
Lineage: Eukaryota; Metazoa; Chordata; Testudines; Emydidae
Product: olfactory receptor 6M1-like
Exons: 1
Biological process (GO): G protein-coupled receptor signaling pathway
Cellular component (GO): membrane
Molecular function (GO): olfactory receptor activity; G protein-coupled receptor activity
Source: RefSeq, a predicted model, not a curated record